Molecule: messenger RNA, 3177 nt
Organism: Aptenodytes forsteri (emperor penguin)
Lineage: Eukaryota; Metazoa; Chordata; Aves; Sphenisciformes; Spheniscidae
Gene: WDR64
Product: WD repeat domain 64
Exons: 26
Coding region: 1-3177 (1058 amino acids)
Molecular function (GO): protein binding
Source: RefSeq, a predicted model, not a curated record
AUGUCUGAAAAGAAGCAUUGUGAUAAGGAGAGUUGCUCUGCUCUUGAAGUGCCAGAUUUCAAGAAUGCUUUGAAGCAGUUCCAGAAACUAGUUGAAAAAACGGUAACCCAGAAGACAAAGGAGAGAUUAGGCUUGUAUAUUGAAGAUGAUGAUGAGAUAGACUAUGAUAAGUUCUAUACAACCACACAGACACUUUUUGGUGCAGAAGUCAAGGAUCAUAAUGUUAAGGCCUUUUUCAGGAAGAUUAGCAACAACCUUGAUACAAGGACAGAAUGGUGUGAGAUUUUUGGCUAUUUCAUAGGAGAAAGUGAUGCCCUGUCUUCCCAGCUGAGAGAAGAAAACAUGGUUUUCCUUGUAUCUGAAAAACAGCAGAUUACUCAUGCAGUUGUCAAGAGACAAGAUGUGAUUAAGGGUAUAGUGAAGGUGCCCCAUCUGGAUUUCACAGUAACAUCCUCUCAGAAAGGAGUUCUAACUAUUUUUAACAACCAGAUGACGGUUCUGGCAACCACCAGUGUUGAAGAUACUGCUUGGAUCACUGGAUGUGAUUUCCUACCUCAUCUGAAAUGUGUCGUGGCUGUAACUGAAAGGACAGUCAUCGUCUGGGACUAUAAAUCAAAAGGGAGUCAGAAUAAUUGCUUUACCAUCAAACCAAUGGAAAAUGGUCUGCUCUGUGUUUGCACGGUGACUAUGUCAGAUUACCUGGCUGAGGAUAAUAUCCUAAUGGGAGAUGAUAAGGGUUAUGUUCACCUGCUUACUGUGACCAGUGAUCACUUUGGAUUGAAACAAUGUAAAGGCAAAAAAGAAUCACAACUUCAGGUCUUGGACUCCAAAACUUUUAACAUUGUUAAACGCAAGCUACAUGAUGACUGGGUUGUGAAAGUUAAGUAUAUUUCUGAACUAAAUUGUUUUGGAUCCUGCUCCUCAGACAGCAUUCAUUCGUUUGUUUUGGAUGACAUAAAGCGACUAGAGGACAACUUACCUGUAAAGGAAUUUUCUGUCCCUAGAGGUGUCAAUGCCUUCACAUACUGUGGAAAAGCAAAAGUCAUUGUCACUGGGGGUCAUGACAAACUGCUUCGUUUGUGGCAUCCCGCUAUUAAUAGUAGGCCUACAGGGAAGCUAUCAGGACACCGACAUAGUGUUAUGGAAAUUGUAACAAAUGAAAAAGAUCAACAUGUCAUCAGCCUUUCCUCUGCAAAGAUUUUUAGAGUGUGGGAUAUACAGACCCUUUCGCUGCUGCAGGUCUUCCAUGAUAAUCAAAGGAGUCCUGGAGAGAUGGAGACCUUUGCCAUGGUAUUUGACAAUGAUCGUGGCACGCUUAUCACUGGUUCAGCUGUCAUUGAUAUUUAUCCCCUAACUCAUAUGAUACAAGAUACGAGACAGGUGCCACAGACACAUGAGAAAAGCAUCAAUGUUCUGGUUUACAACAGGGCUUUUCACCAGAUUCUCACUAUCUGCUCUGAGUCAAUACUGAAGGUCUGGGACCUAGAAACAGGAUAUCAAAUAUAUCAGAUUGAAGAUGCGCAUGGGCUGAAUACUGAAGUGACCUGUGCAGCCAUUGAAAUAAAUGGUUUUUAUCUUGCUACUGGGGCAUGUGAUGGAACAGUGAAAAUUUGGGAGUUUGAAAGUGGGCAGGAAGUUAAAGCCUUGCCUUUGGCCCAGAACAGCAAAGAUGAGUGUCGUCUGCUGAAGAUAGUUUAUCUGAAGGCUAAUGAGAGUCAACAUGCACUUCUUCUUUUGGAGCAGAGUGGGAAGAUGAAAAUCAUUCAGGGUAACUCAGUUCAAACAUCUCUAUAUGUCACAUGGGUGCUUCCUGAAGCAGUGUCGUUUCCACGAAGAAAUCCAGUUGUGUCUCUGUCACUGAAGCCUGACACCUUACAAACACGUGAUUUUUUUCCGGAUAUUCAGCUGCUGUCUGACACCAGUUCUCUAAGGAAUGAUACAGAGAAUUUUGUACCUUCUGUGCAAAUGAAGUGUUUUGAUGUUUUAAAAGUAGAAGGAUGCAGUUUGAUAGCUACAGGAAGUGCAAAUGGUGCAAUAAUUUUGUGGGAUUUUGAAUCUGCCUCUGUGAGAUGCCUGUGUAAAAUUAAUGAAGACAGCCAGGCGUCAGUUCUUCAAGCAUCUGGAGUCAAUGCCAUGUUAUUCCUUGUACAUAGUGCUUUCUCUUCCAGGAAAAUUAGUUCCCUGCCCUCUACUACUGCUACUGUGAGGAGUGAUAUCAGUGCCAUUCCAGAGCACAAGAGCAGUUCUUUGAACCUACAUAAGGAAAAUGUAAGAAGUGAUGAAAUUAAUACUCAAAUAACAACAGCAGAAGACACAACUAGGUAUAAGAAUAUCCAAUACUUGAAGACGAAUGUACAGUUAUCCAAAGCUGUAGCAGGAUACUCACCAAUAUUGGCUUCUGCUCAUGAAAAUGGCUGUAUCUGCCUAUGGAGUACUCAGGGAAACUUAGUGAAAGAACUUUUGCCAUUUUCAAAAUAUCCUUCAGUUCCUCUGACAGCACUAUGUACAGACAUCUCCGCUAAAAUGCUUUUGGCAGGCAGUAAGGAGGGACAUAUUAUGUGCUGGAGCAUUGCCUCAUUCUUAGAAGAUCCACAAAAUAGUAAAAAUCAAAUAAAGGAGGAGCUCUGCUGGAGGGCACACUCUAAUGAAGUGGUUGCCUUAUUUCACGAAGAGGAGAAAAAUGUGGUAGUGACAGCAUCCAUCGAUGGUUCAGUCAGGCUCUGGCAUGCCAUGGAUGGAUACUAUCUUGGUUACUUCGGACAACCUAGGAAGUUCGAAUUACCAGAUAUUCGUCGGUUGAUUUUGCCUUGUGAUGUUAAUAACUUUCCUACUAUAAUUAAAGAGGAAAGCAAGCAUGUGGAAAAGAAGAAGUUUGAAUAUCCUCUAAUGCUGGACAGGGACAAGUGGAAGUCACUGACGAGAUCACCAUCAGUUUUAAAAAAGCCUAAACAUGUGGACAUAAUUCAGGACUUGAAGUUUUUCAAAGCUCUGGCUUCUCCAAAGAUCCAUAGAACACCUUUGGAAAGUUUUGAGUCUGGAAACAGAGAGGCUGGGGCAGUAUUUGGGUCUCUUCCUAUAUAUGAGGUAAGCACAGUGCUUUCUUUUCUACCUUUUGCGGUGGCAUUCAUACACCAGAAGCCAUUAGCACUAGUAAAUUAUUACCAUCAUGUACUCUGA